Messenger RNA from Peromyscus leucopus (white-footed mouse), 2244 nucleotides. It is a transcript of the gene Cept1, whose product is annotated as choline/ethanolamine phosphotransferase 1. The coding region runs from base 342 to 1592 and encodes 416 amino acids. NCBI's taxonomy places the organism in Eukaryota, Metazoa, Chordata, Mammalia, Rodentia, Cricetidae. The record is from RefSeq and is a predicted model, not a curated record. Gene Ontology annotation, biological process: phosphatidylethanolamine biosynthetic process. Gene Ontology annotation, molecular function: ethanolaminephosphotransferase activity; diacylglycerol cholinephosphotransferase activity. Gene Ontology annotation, cellular component: endoplasmic reticulum membrane; Golgi apparatus. The transcript has 10 exons.
CGUGAACGUGCUGCUGCCUAUCAGUCACUCAGUCGGCUGGGCUCGGAGUUGCUAUUUCUAGGCUUGUGCUUGUUGGGUCGGGGGUCCCCUCCCUAAUAGUCUCAGCUAUUAGUAUUUUUCUUUAGUAGUGGCAAAGGUGGGCAAGCUGUCUACUACUGGAUCCCCUGAAAAGCUUGUAAACAUACUGCUGAAUCAGUGCAGAUAAGAACUUGGCACCCUUAAACAUGGGGGGAGGAAGAGAAGUUCUAGAAUUUCACACAAGUUGGAUAUUGUGUAAAUAGCCACAGAAGACUACCAAACAAGAUAAAUCGUUGUCUCCAAGUAAAAGAAAACCAAGAUCCAUGAGUGGGCAUCGGUCAACAAGGAAACGAUGUGGAGAGUCUCACCCAGAGUCCCCUGUGGGCUUUGGGCAUAUGAGUACUACAGGGUGUAUAUUAAAUAAAUUGUUUCAGUUACCAACACCACCACUGUCAAGACACCAAUUAAAACGACUAGAAGAACACAGGUAUCAGAGUGCUGGACGGUCCCUGCUUGAGCCUUUAAUGCAAGGAUACUGGGAAUGGCUAGUUAGAAGAGUACCCUCAUGGAUUGCCCCAAAUCUCAUCACCAUCAUUGGACUAUCGAUAAAUAUCUGUACAACUAUUUUGUUAGUCUUCUACUGCCCUACAGCUACAGAGCAGGCACCUCUCUGGGCAUACAUUGCUUGUGCGUGUGGCCUUUUCAUCUACCAGUCUUUGGAUGCUAUAGAUGGGAAACAGGCAAGAAGAACCAAUAGUAGCUCUCCUUUGGGAGAACUUUUUGAUCAUGGCUGUGACUCGCUAUCAACAGUUUUUGUGGUUCUUGGAACUUGUAUUGCAGUGCAACUUGGGACAAAUCCUGACUGGAUGUUUUUUUGCUGUUUUGCUGGGACAUUCAUGUUCUAUUGUGCACAUUGGCAAACAUACGUUUCUGGAACAUUGAGAUUUGGAAUAAUUGAUGUGACUGAAGUGCAAAUCUUCAUAAUAAUCGUGCAUUUGCUGGCAGUGAUUGGAGGACCACCUUUUUGGCAAUCUAUGAUUCCAGUGCUGAAUAUUCAAAUGAAAAUUUUUCCUGCACUUUGUACUGUGGCAGGGACCAUAUUUUCCUGUACAAAUUACUUCCGUGUAAUCUUCACAGGUGGUGUUGGCAAAAAUGGAUCAACCAUAGCAGGAACAAGUGUCCUUUCUCCUUUUCUCCAUAUUGGAUCAGUGAUCACGUUAGCUGUUAUGAUCUACAAGAAGUCAGCAGUUCAGCUGUUUGAAAAGCAUCCAUGUCUUUAUAUACUGACAUUUGGUUUUGUGUCGGCUAAAAUCACUAAUAAGCUUGUGGUUGCACACAUGACGAAAAGUGAAAUGCAUCUGCAUGACACAGCAUUCAUAGGUCCAGCACUUUUGUUUCUGGACCAGUAUUUUAACAGCUUCAUUGAUGAAUAUAUUGUACUUUGGAUUGCCCUGGUCUUCUCUUUCUUUGAUUUGAUUCGUUACUGUGUCAGUGUCUGCAAUCAAAUUGCAUCUCACCUGCACAUACAUGUCUUCAGAAUUAAAGCCUCUGCAGCACACACUAAUCAUCACUAAUGAUGUGGUUGGGGGUCUGUUAAGCUCAUGUUUUCUGCAGGAAAGAAUCCAAACAUGUUAAGGAGAAUGGGAGUGAAUGAGGACAAAUGUAAUUUAUAAUAAUCAAUGUUAUAUAACUUUCAUUCUUUGUCACUGGUAACACUCCCUAACUGUCCUGUUGAGAAUGGGAAUUCCAGGUCCCAUCCUGUAAACUGAACAAGUUGUUAAACAGGGUUUGGCUCCAGAAAGCAUGCAGGGAAAAUGCCAUGUGUUUGUGAUUAUCCUGAAUUCAGACUAACAUGGUCAGAGGAGCACAUCCCCAGUGGUGGUGAGUCUAUUGUAAAAUUUUUGCAGGCCAAAAGAUGGUUGCUCUAUAAUUUUAACAAAUCAUCAUCUUUUAGUAACACCUUGUUUAUUGUCUUCUCAGACUUUCUUUUGUAAGGAGCUCAGCUUGUGACAUACAUCCUACUAGCUUGUGAGGUGAGAGCAGUGAUAAAGACCUUAAAUUUGGAUGGAAAAGUUUCCUGUCUGUUCAUUGUUGAGGAAGUGAUUUUAUUAUUGAUCAAGAAAUGGUGUUUCUCACGGGCUUGGGAAAUCUUGCUAGCAUGCAGAUAAUGUGGUAACUUUGUCAAUCCAUUUUAUUUUUUUAAAUAAAUAUAUGAUCUCAGAGCCA